UUUCGAUGUGCCAACUAUCAAAAUCGUGUAUUAGUACAAAUUAAUUACUUUUGUACUUCUGAAGUUCAUUUAAUAGUUUUUACUUAAGAAGUACUAAUUUUCCUUUUACCAGAGUCAUGUUUUACACCACUAGCUGUACCUCUACUAAAGUGCAGAGUGUGAUUACCACUUCUGCAGGAUACUGAGUUAGCAGAGAAAUGUGAGCCUUCUAUGACCGGCAGCAUCCCCAUGGCAAUAACACCACACAACUGGUUAGAGCAGGUUGCACAGGAGAUGCUGUCACCACCAUUAGCGUACCUGUAGUAGUAUUUAUUACCUGCCACUUCACAUUCGAAGACGAAUACAAUGCACAGGAAGAAAGUCAUCAAAGUGAAAAAGACGAAAACCAGGAGAGGAAAGAAGAGUGGACAACGGGAGCCCAAAACGGACAAAGAAUUUGCCUUGGCUCAGGCCAAAGCUAAUAUUGCCCUCUGGGAGCUAAAGCUACGGUUAACUGAGGAGACUCUCGCGGGAUAUCGCGAGAGCUGCGGCCAGCUGGCGCGCGCCAAUGACCAACUCAGCAACAAGUUGGCACACAUGGAGCGGGAAAUCCUGGACGUCAGCGCCCACCGGCAGAGGCAGGAUGCCGCUAAAAAUGACAAGGUUAAUGUGCUUCACGACAUGCUCAAAAGUCAAGAGGGGCUAGCUCUUGAGCAGCAGAACAAACUGGUUGAACAUUACACGCUUGAAAUCAAUGAGAUGAAGGAGGUGUUCAGAAAGCGAGCCGGUGAGUUCGAGAUGAUACAGGUUGGAAUAAGGAAGAUUGAGGAGUUCCAGACGAGGAAAGCUCAGAAGGAGCAGGAGCUCAGGGAUAUCAGAAAAAGCAUGGAACAAGCUGAGGAGGAGAACAGGGAAAACUGCAACAAGAUGGAGUACAGAUUCUUCAAAGAAAAGGCUCAACUGGAGAGGGAAGCUGAGCAAAUGAUAGCACAGGUGGAGGAGCAAGCCCACCAUGAAGCUGUUUUACAGCUGGACGACGCCUCACGCUGCGUGUUCAAGGAGAACGUCCGUCUCAAUGAGACACUGAAGCACCACAUGAAGGAGGCAGAGGAGCUGCACAAACUGGUAAAUUCGUUGACCAAGAAAAACACAUCCCUGGCAAUGGACAAGAAGACACUGGAGAUGCUGGCAAAGAUAAAUGCAGCCAAAAUGGUGGCACAAAAAGAAGAGCUAACCCAUUUGAAAGAAAAAGUAGCUUCUCUGGAGCAGAUUGUGGAACAUAAAAGGGAGGAACAAGAGUGUCGUCAGGAGAAGAUGUUGCUCGGUUCCCAGGCCGCCGAGGCAGAGUUAGAGAAGCUUCAGUGGGUGCUCUCUAUGCGGGAGAACGAACUGAAGCAGAUCAAGAGGCUAGCUAGCGGCAUCAUGGAGCAGCGCACCGAGCUGGAGCGCUUCUUCUAUGAGGCACUGGCUCAGGUGAAGGAGCAAAUAGCGGCCAGAGGGCUGCAGUACAAGAAAGAGGCACAGCGGACUUAUCAGUGGACACUCAAACAGGCCACAGCAGGAAGGAUCAAGUUCCCACCCAUCCGCACCUUCCAGAACACCAACUCGGUCUACUCGGACAUUGAGAAGGCCGCAGAGUGGAUGCAUCAACCAGGAAGUCAAGUGGACAUUUCAGACCUCACUUGGGAACAAAAGGAGCAAGUUCUCCGACUCCUGUUUGCUAAAAUGAAUAGUCAAAGGCCAAGGAGAGCCAACAAUCUGGUGCCGUCCUCAUCUGACAGUCAUAUCGCUGGGUCAGACACCAAAUGAAAUGUUCUGGAAAUAAAAGUUGUAUCUCAUCCAUCCAUCCAUCCAUCCAUCUCAUCCUUGCAAUUACAAAGCCUGCGGAUUUAGAGCCCCGCAUUCCAGGUUGAGCUCCAAAGACGCUGUGCUGUGAGAACAUGAGUGAUGAAGCCGUUACAUUUCUGCCUGUAUAAUGAUCAUGAAUUCCUUUUGAAUUAGAGAGGAGCCUGCACCCUGUCAACCUUCAUUACUCAGGCGCCUGACUCUCCCCUACCCACCAACACCAACUGCCUGGCGGAGAACCGCACCACAUGAUCUCUAUGUAGCCUCGUUGUCCAUCAUCAAGCUUUUGAUUGGUCGUC
Phyllopteryx taeniolatus (common seadragon) is the source of this 2123-nucleotide messenger RNA. Its product is annotated as basal body-orientation factor 1-like. The transcript has 10 exons. Lineage: Eukaryota; Metazoa; Chordata; Actinopteri; Syngnathiformes; Syngnathidae. Bases 346 to 1788 code for a protein of 480 amino acids. The record is from RefSeq and is a predicted model, not a curated record.